GCUCAAGCCCUGAGGAUGUGGGCAAUGAAAUUGUGCCACGUCAUUAGUCCUGAAAGUUUUCGGUACUCCCUGCCGUAGUAGAUUUUACGCUGCUACAUACAUCUGAAACUUAAAACGCGCGGGAAAUUCUAGCUCUAAAUUGGCGCCACAAAGCCCUAGACUAGACACAAGUAUUUUUUCCCUUUCGUAUUCGCUUUUGGUUUUCUUAUUCAAUUUUUCCUUUUGUUGGGGCGAAAAUCCCUAAUUCUCAAUCUCCAAAGUGUCAGUAAAUAUGGAUAUGGAAGGGUUAUCGGUGAUCUGCGCUGGACUCGGAACGGUGGAAGAGGACCGAAAUGGUAAUCGGAUCGGUUACACAAAGGGGGAGUACUGCUUAGAUAACUUGAAGGAUUUGAUGAGGUUUUUAAGGCGUGAUGACCCACAGAAUCGAGAUGUGUUUAAGCAAGUCUGUAAAUGGAAUAUUGUAUCUAAAGACUUGAUACCUAUAAUCGAAAAUUUUCAAGACGAUCGUAAUUUGGUUCUAAAUGCAGUUAAAAUUUUGGUGUUCUUAACUAUGCCAAUUGAGCCAUCAUCAAAUGAUAUAGCUCAACAGAUAGAGUAUUUGUGGGGGUUGAAGUCUUCAGUUAUGUUUGGUGAUAUUAUCGCAGUUAUAGUAUCACUUCUGGAAAAUCCUUUGGUAAAUCUGGAAGGUGAUGCGUUCACAGAGGAUGACUGGAAAUUGGUGCAGCUGAUACUAACGUUAUUCCGAAAUCUUUUGGCUAUUCAAGAAAUUUCACUGCAGCAGAAGGUUGUCGGAACUGCUACUCACUACCUAUCAUUAAGAGAUAAAUUUCUAGAACUUUUGUUCCGCGAGAAUGUUAUGGACUUGAUUAUAGUAAUAACCCAGCAUUUUGGUGGUUAUCUUCGUCAAGAUAACUUGCUUUUGUUGGAGAUUUUUCAUUACAUUUUCUUGGGUCAAGACCCAGAAUUGGUUUCCAAAGCACAUCUAAAAGGUUCUAAGACCGAUGAAGAGGCCAACAAAGCUUCUCUAGACAGUCUCAAGUCAAUUAUGGAGAAGGAAGAGGAGAAAAGAAAACUUACUAGAGCCCGAAACUUGGUCCGACAUUCACAUUUUAUCGGAACAUUCACUCGUCUUUCCAUGGAUGGCUCCAAAUCAGUUUUUAAUGGGAAACCUGCUUCUGUUUCUAGUGAUGCCAUGAUUAAACCACAUAAAGUUCAUCGGGGUCCUACUAAAACAAUUGCAUGGAAUCAUGGUAGAUUACCGUCAUCAAAGGAUAAAAUUUUGGAACUACUUCAUGACUUUGUAAACCAGUUUUUAACAGGGGGAUACAAUGCUUUAAUGCAGUCAAUCCGCGAGGAUAUUGAAAAGGAACAUCACAUGAUACAGAAGAGUGAUAUCAUAGUCUUCUUUCAGGUUGCUCAGUUUGUUACAUCUUUUCAAUAUCACAAGGUUUUGACCCGUAAGCCAAACAUGGGAGCAGAUUCGUCUGAAAUUCACGCUGAUGCUCAAACUGACGAUACACUUUAUGGAGGGACUAUUUGUGGACCUAUUGCAGAAUCAAUGAAUGACUCAAUGUUUCAGUUAGUGUUUUCUCACUGGCGUAAUAGAUUUGAGAGCUUGAAGGAAACACAUGAAUUUAAGUUCAUGUCUGCAGCUGGUUCUCUUAUGAAAACUAUGAUUUGCAUGCUGGACUUGACACUUGAGGUGUUGCCAGAGGAUUCUAAAGAGUCUCAAACAGCUCGGAUUCUUCUUUACAAGUUAUUUUAUGAUCAAACUGAUCAAGGGUUGACUCAGUUCCUUCUGAAUUUGCUCAAAUCGUUUGACACUCAUAAACAAGCCAAAAGUGAUCUCGAAGAUUUGGUAGAAAUGAUUAAUAAGAUUUUACACUUAAUGGAGAAUCUGCAAGCACGUGGUACAUUGAGGGUUUCUAAAAAAUCCAGGAAAGGGAGAAAGAAGAAAGCACUGAAUGAUAAGGAAACCAAAGCUGAACUCCCAGAAGAACAUUCUACAUUUGAGAAAGCUGAACUCCCAGGAGAACAUUCUACAUUUGAGAAAGCUGAACUCCCUGGAGAACAUUCUACAUUUGAGAAUGAAAUUGGUGUUUCUAAUAUUGAGCAGCCAGCAGAAAAGGGUGAUGCGCACACCGGUGUUGAAAAUAAAAGUUCUGAUGAUAAACAAGAAACAACCACCCCUGAUCAUACUGAUGAAUGUGAAGGAUCUGCAUUGGAGACAGAUACUAAUGGUGGCAACCUGCCACAGACGGAGCACAAGAAUUCUGAGGAUCCCUAUGGCACAGGUGAUUCUUCAUCUGAUGAACAGGCACCUGAGACGAAUGAAGUCGAUUUCCAGGUUUCAACUUUGGUUUCUUCAUUUGCCAACAACCAUAUCAUUCAGAAGCUGUGUUGGUUGCUUAAGUUUUAUAAGAGUAACUCCACCAGUACAAAUGACUACAUAAUAAGAAUGCUGCGAAAAAUCAGUGAUGACUUGGAGCUUUCGCCAAUGUUGUAUCAGUUAUCGCUCCUUAUUACAUUUCAUGAUAUCCUGGCUGAGCAGAAGUCAUGUCCGUGUCAAGAAUAUGCCGAUAUUGUUGAUUUUUUGACAAGUUUGGUUAGAAAAAUGCUUAAGAAAAUGAAAAAGCAACCCCUUCUUUUUGUGGAAAUUCUUUUUUGGAAGACUCGCAAAGAAUGCCAUUAUAUUAAUGCUGAAUAUAUGCUACAUGAACUUGGCCACUGGAGGAAAGAAAGUAAGAGCCGAGAAAAAAAUUUGGGUGAUGUAGAUGCUGGCUCAUCGCAGGGAAAGGGAUGGACACAUGUAAGCAUAGCAGAUGCGCUUGGUGAAGAUGAAGCUGACGUUCUGAUCAGUCAUGACCCGGAAAAUGAUGAUGGGGAAAAUUCUAUGGAGCAUAAAUCUCAAAGAGUUGCUGAGAAGAAAAGGAAAGUUCUUGGGGAUGAAUUUGAUGAGAAAAUCAGAAAUCUUUAUGAGAAGUUCAACAAUAGCCAAAAUUGCAGUGGCCUUAUAGCAGAAGAACUUGACCCUGAUGGCAAAAUUUCAUCAUUUCAAGUUUCCAAGAAGCUUAAACAGCUUGGACUUAAAUGUGCAUCAAGAAAAAGGAUACGCAAAUCUGGCGAACGUAAUUCUUUUGAGGCUAAUAAACUUGAUGGAGAAGAAAGGGUAGUGGAAACUAGUGGCACUAUUCAUAACUCAAAUGAUUCGGAGCAAACAUUGUUGAGUCAACCUACGCGUGCAAGAAAGAGAGUUCGGGCUUUUAGUGAAGAGGAGGAGAGUACCAUUAGAUCAUUAUACGAGCAAUUCAAAGACCAUAAGAGAUGCAGCUACAUGAUUGCAAAUGCACUGGAUGCGGAUAUUAAAUUGACAGCUAACCAAGUUUCUCGUAAGCUUAAGCAGCUUGGCUUGUAUAUUCCUCGGCAGAGGAAAUCUCGUGCCAGUGUCCAUUUGAGUGAUGGCGAUAACAAUGACUCCUCUAAUGACAAAGAGAAUGAAUCCGAUGAUGAAACAUUGCUAUCAUUAAUGAAAAGGAGCAAAACAGAGAAGAGUAGAGUAUUAACUGAGGACGUAGCAGUAGCAGAGCCUAUUGAUGCAGAGAAAUUAAUAGAUGAUGACUCUGAUGAUGAAAUCCUAACAUCCAUUAUAAAGAAAUCAAGGGAAGCCCCGGUUAAGUCGAAGGAAGUAAAACGGACUCCCACCCCAAUUAAAAUGAAUGUCGACGAAGACUCUCCGAUAUUGGAGCCUGCAGAACCGGAUAAGGGUGUAUCUAGCAACAUUUUCAGUAUGGACAACACGAGAGAAACUGAAGAGAUCACCAAUGAUAUUAACAAUCCAGUAGAUGCUGUGCUUGCAGCAGACAGUUCGUACGAUUUGCCACAUGAAGGGAAUGGUGUUGAUGAUGAUUUAGAAGAUUCAGAUGAUGAAAUUGAGCAUACUGAGUUUUCAAGAAGUGCUGUAAGUAGAAGAAGGGUGGUGUUUGAUAUGGAGGAUGAUGACUGAGAUGUUAGCUGCUGUGGUUUGGCCAGUUUCUGAUUAACUAUAGUGCUUUAAACGGCGGCUCAUAAAUUGUAUAUGUGAAUAUUAGAUGAUAUUGGUCUGAGGCUGACCUCCCAAGUUAUGUUUCACAACUGCUAUCAACAGUCAUAUGAUUGGUUUGUAUGACUGAACUGCGCGGCAAACAACGUUCUCGGAAAUAGGCGAGGAAAGGGUUGUGGUUUUGGAGAGUAUCUGGAGAGAGCAAUGUCAGUUCAAAAUGACUGGUUGGCGCAAACGGCACAAUUAUUGUCGUUCAUAUGUCGACAAUUCAGUUUAGAGAAAUUGUAAGUAGGAAAAGUAAUUGAGAAAAUGAAAAGAAUACAAUCUGCUGCAAUGCCUUUCUGCAUUUUAACGUUUGUUAUUUAUUGCCUGCUCCGCAAAGUUUAGAAAUAUUGAUUUAUUUUCCUUUUAAUUUUUCGGAAAAAAUAUAACAAUGAAGAAUAGAAACUUACCCGU
Molecule: messenger RNA, 4495 nt
Organism: Cannabis sativa
Lineage: Eukaryota; Viridiplantae; Streptophyta; Magnoliopsida; Rosales; Cannabaceae
Exons: 19
Coding region: 272-4003 (1243 amino acids)
Biological process (GO): DNA replication checkpoint signaling; replication fork arrest; DNA repair
Cellular component (GO): replication fork protection complex
Molecular function (GO): DNA binding
Source: RefSeq, a predicted model, not a curated record